Molecule: messenger RNA, 587 nt
Organism: Ostreococcus lucimarinus CCE9901
Lineage: Eukaryota; Viridiplantae; Chlorophyta; Mamiellophyceae; Mamiellales; Bathycoccaceae
Exons: 1
Coding region: 1-552 (183 amino acids)
Biological process (GO): rRNA processing
Cellular component (GO): Mpp10 complex; small-subunit processome; small ribosomal subunit
Molecular function (GO): snoRNA binding; structural constituent of ribosome; rRNA binding
Source: RefSeq, a predicted model, not a curated record
AUGCGGGAGUUACGGCAUCACGAACGUAAAUUGUUGAAAAAAGUUGAUUUCUUGCAGUGGAAAUCUGAACACUCGCACCGAGAGGUGUCGACGAUUCGGAGGUAUCACUUGCGAGAUCGAGACGAGUUUAAGCGAUUCAACGUGUUGGUCGGUUCGGUGACGAAGUUGGCGAACGCGUUGAAGAAACUUGACGCGCGAGAUGAGACGAGACAGCACACGACGGAGGCUUUGUUGGCGAAAUUGUACGAUAUUGGUGCGAUUCCGUCGACCAAGUCUUUGACGCUGUGCGACCGGUUGUCGACGUCGUCGUUUUGUCGACGACGCUUGGCGACGGUUUUGGUUCGCGCGCGCAUGUGCGAGACGUUGCGAGAGGCGACGACGUUCAUAGAACAAGGGCACGUGCGCGUGGGGGCGAAAGUCACGCGUAAUCCUGGAUACAUCGUUACGCGAGAUAUGGAGGAUUACGUCACGUGGGUGGACACGAGUAAGAUCAAACGCAAAGUGGCGGCGUACAACGAUAAAUUGGACGACUACGAUUUGUUGGGCGAAUAAUUGUAUCGCGUACGCCGUUACUGGGCGUGUGUCUU